Coprinopsis cinerea okayama7#130 is the source of this 762-nucleotide messenger RNA. RefSeq lists its product as hypothetical. The record is from RefSeq and is a predicted model, not a curated record. The transcript has a single exon. Lineage: Eukaryota; Fungi; Basidiomycota; Agaricomycetes; Agaricales; Psathyrellaceae. Bases 1 to 762 code for a protein of 253 amino acids.
AUGCUUGAAGUUGGGAAAUGGCACGACCGUUUCCCUGGAGAAACCAGAGCCCAACUGGACCUGUCCCGGCUGAUUUCCUUCUACGACUCGGAGCUCUUCCCAAGUCUCCGGAAUUCGCAACUGGGAAAAGAGCGUUGGGAGCACCGAGUGGGAAAUGUUACCAAAGCGGAGAGGGAGGCGUUAAUGGAGAGGAUAGAUGAGGUUCUGCAGGAUUUGGACGUUGCGGAUAAGGGGAGUGGGGUCGAUUGGAUCAGCAACUUUAGGGUGGUCAUCCAUCGCUAUGCUGAAAGGUUGGAGGUUUUGCAGUACAUGCUCAACUCGACCGACUCUUCGACGACACAAACGACAAAGAUGACCUUGAAGGAUGUCCACGAUUAUGUGUCGAGCAUGCAUGCCACGUACAUCUUGAACGGAGUCCGACCUUCGAGUGGUGCCACUGGCUUGACGUGGGCGACGCCGGUUUUCAAGGCGUGCGCGGAAACUCAUACCAAGGGAAUACCGGUAUCGAGGCUGACCUCGUCGGAGAAGGUUCUCGUCAAGGCAGUCAGCGAGGUUCUUUACGAGAUUUGUCGGGUUACAGUCGGAAUCUGGGCCGAGGGGGUUGACAUGGGUUUGGAUCGGGACGAGGCGUCUAGUCACCCGCUUCAAAGAGUUUCAGAGAAGUGGAAAGAGAGUCUGGAUAGUCUGAUGGUCUGGUUGGACUGGAGCGUGUGGGCGAAAUGUCGCCCUGCUUGUCACUUUGAGGUAUGUCUUUCAACAUAG